UUCCCCUCCGCGCCGCCCCGCCCCGCCUGCGAACCCAAACACUGAGCCGCGCUGCGCGAGCCGCGCGAGACGCGCCGCCGCCGCCGCCGCCGCCGCCGCCGAGCCCAGCGCGCCUGUGCCUGCGCGGCCCCCGCCGCCGCGGCCGAGCGAUGCUGCUGCUGGCGGCCGCCUUCCUCGUGGCCUUCGUGCUGCUGCUCUACAUGGUGUCUCCGCUCAUCAGCCCCAAGCCCCUCGCCCUGCCUGGGGCGCAUGUGGUGGUUACAGGAGGUUCCAGUGGCAUUGGGAAGUGCAUUGCUAUCGAGUGCUAUAAACAGGGAGCAUUUAUUACUCUGGUUGCACGAAAUGAGGACAAGCUGCUGCAGGCAAAGAAGGAAAUUGAAAAGCACUCUAUUAAUGAUAAACAGGUGGUGCUUUGUAUAUCAGUUGAUGUAUGUCAAGACUAUAACCAAGUAGAAAAUGUCAUAAAACAAGCACAGGAGAAACUGGGUCCAGUGGACAUGCUUGUAAACUGUGCAGGAAUGUCACUGUCAGGAAAAUUUGAAGAUCUUGAAGUUAGUACUUUUGAAAGAUUAAUGAGCAUCAAUUACCUGGGCAGCGUGUACCCCAGCCGAGCGGUGAUCACCACCAUGAAGGAGCGCCGGGUGGGCAGGAUCGUGUUUGUGUCCUCCCAGGCGGGACAGCUGGGACUGUUCGGCUUCACGGCCUACUCUUCGUCCAAGUUCGCCUUGAGGGGACUGGCUGAAGCUUUGCAGAUGGAGGUGAAGCCGUACAACGUCUACGUCACAGUUGCCUACCCGCCAGACACAGACACCCCUGGGCUAGCCGAAGAAAACAAAACCAAGCCUUUGGAGACUCGACUCAUUUCAGAGACCUCAUCUGUUUGCAAACCAGAACAGGUGGCCAAACAAAUUGUUAAAGAUGCCAUACAAGGAAAUUUUAAUAGUUCCAUUGGCUCAGAUGGAUACAUGCUCUCGGCCCUGACCUGUGGGAUGGCUCCAGUCACUUCUAUUACUGAAGGGCUUCAGCAGGUGGUCACCAUGGGCCUUUUCCGCACCAUUGCUUUGUUUUACCUUGGAAGUUUCGAUAGCAUAGUCCGUCGCUGCAUGAUGCAGAGAGAAAAAUCUGAAAUCACAGAUAAAACUGCCUAAUUCCUACCCCUUGGAAGAAGACUGUUUCCAAAUAAUUUGGACAUCUUGCUGCUAAAUGGGACCCAAUUUUUGGCCUAUAGACACUUACGUAUUGUUUUUGAAUAUGUGAGAUUGGACUGGUGCUCUUCAGAAAUCUGGCUGCAAGCAAGGAGAUAGAAGCUCAACUCCAGACAAUAUUAUUAAUACUAUGCAAAUAUGGAAUAGGAGCUCUGAGAUGGAGAGGUGAUGGUAUGAGAACUAGUAGCAUGUGAACAAGGUAAAGAACAGAAUUCCAGAAUGAUAAUUUAAAAUUUUUUUUCUAAUUAUUCUUUUUUCCCCCCCAUAGAGAUCAAAUCCAGAAAGGUACUUUAUGGCACCGUAAGAAGUCUUGAGAACUUUUCUAACCUUCCAUGAAAGGCAGUUUAUGGGUUUCUGGGACUUUUUUUUUUUUUUUUUUAACUUGAUGUAUUUUAUUCCAGAUUAGUUUUACUCAUUGCCAAUGACUCUGAAUGUCACUGACACCUGUGCUGCUGGUGGCAACUCGUGGCUUCUCUCUCUCUUUGAUCCCAUAAAGCCACAAGGGGGAUGGGAGAGGGCAGUGCAGUGGAAGGUAAGGAGAUGGAUAUUUUCCAGUAGGAAAAACAGUAGUUUCUUGUCUUCUUUAGAUUUGACUGCGUAGGGAACUUUUCAUUCUUCUCUCAUGGGGAAAGGCAGCCUCCUUAAAUGUUUUCUGAAGAGAAAUAAAAUCUUAGAAGCUUAAAAGUUUACAAUUUCUUCAAUAGCCAUGAUGACCUGAAGUUCACCUAUUCCAGUUUAGUGUCUACUUGUUCUUCCCAUCUCUUCCUUUCCAAUUUUGCUUACACUGCUGUAAUAUUUUUGUAAAAAAAAAAAAAAAGAAGGAAAGAAAAAAGACCAGUUAAAAUUUUUGACUUGACUUUUUAAAUUAAUUCAUGAAUUAAUUAAAACAAA
This is a messenger RNA of Propithecus coquereli (Coquerel's sifaka), 2096 nucleotides long. It is a transcript of the gene KDSR, whose product is annotated as 3-ketodihydrosphingosine reductase. The record is from RefSeq and is a predicted model, not a curated record. Gene Ontology annotation, molecular function: 3-dehydrosphinganine reductase activity. Lineage: Eukaryota; Metazoa; Chordata; Mammalia; Primates; Indriidae. Gene Ontology annotation, biological process: sphingolipid biosynthetic process. Bases 150 to 1148 code for a protein of 332 amino acids. The transcript is spliced from 10 exons. Gene Ontology annotation, cellular component: endoplasmic reticulum membrane.